Fomitopsis serialis is the source of this 744-nucleotide messenger RNA. RefSeq lists its product as uncharacterized. The record is from RefSeq and is a predicted model, not a curated record. Lineage: Eukaryota; Fungi; Basidiomycota; Agaricomycetes; Polyporales; Fomitopsidaceae. The transcript is spliced from 4 exons. The coding region runs from base 91 to 537 and encodes 148 amino acids. Gene Ontology annotation, molecular function: ubiquitin binding.
GAUUUUCAGUAUUCUGUAUCAGUACGUUCGACUCGUACCCGAGGCCUACCAGAUGAAGGUAUUCGGCUGGAUCUCAGUGACAAAGUAUGGAUGUACAUACUCGCCGCACAGUUAUGUCUUCAGCUCACCAUUUCGCAAUUCCCGCGAACGCUGCUCCCCACGGUGGUUGGGCUCCAUACCGGCUACCUCUAUCGCGUUCAGAUCUUUUGCGAGACGUGGGUGAAGCCGUGGUUGAGCGAUGGCGCGCUCGUCCGGCGUACGAACAGGGUCUUGCCGGAGGCAAGACAACGACAGCGUACGGAGACUCCUCAGAUCAACGAAGAAGAGGUGGUAACAACCGCGCGACGCCCUUCUCGGACUGACCCGGCGGAAAGGCUCCGACGACAACGAGAGUUCGCACAGAGACAGACAGACAUACAGACAUUGACGGGGAUGUUCCCAAAUGUCCGGCAAAGCGUGGUAAGAGACGUGUUGCAGAGAAGUCCCAAUGUCGAGGCCGCUGCAGCACUCCUGCUUAGUUCGCAGGAGAACUAUUGAUACCUGCAUGUUCUGUAUGUAUCUAUGGAGUGUGCUAUUGCUGAACUGCAUGUCGGAUGACAUCUUUCACCGACGCGCUUAGACUCGCCAUGACUGAUUCAUUGUGUUCGAAAGUUGAGGGUUGCGCCGCAUCAAGUAUACUGCCAUCCUCGUCUUGCGGUAUAUCGCUCUUGAAAGGUCUCAUCCUCGCCGGUCUUGAGAGCAGGG